GGAGCACUAUAUUUAGGAUACGCAAUAUAAAUCUUUGUAGAACGGACUGCUACUUUCAGUCAUUGAGUUUCUUCGGCCAAAUCCCUCAGUAACACGCUUGGGUGGGGCGGCUUGGACUCACAGUCUCUGCUGAGAUAAUCCUGCAACCAAGACCAGGAGACAAGUUAAAGGAUCGUUUAUCAAAUAGAAGGACCUCUGGUCGCACCGUGACGUAGAUGAUCAUUCCAUCUUGAUAGAAUUUCUAAAAUGGCGGCUACCAGUGAUGAUGUUUUGGAAGUAAUGGAGGCUAGAAUAAAAUUGCUUGAAGAUCGAGUAUGCGGCACAGAGGCCUACCAAAAUGGAAACUCGAACAAUCCGGAGUUAAUCAAAUCUCUGAGUGGUGUGAAGCAGACUUUGGAUGGGCUUACAUCUGGGAAGGAACGCAUACAAACACUGUGGAAAAGAUUGGAUGAAAUGAACUGUCAUCUUGACCCUGAAGUCACAGAAAAGUUGACACUGACUGAGGAUGCUAAAGCUGACAUCAUUCUAGCAGAGGAGACACAGCUCAAGAAACUGGCUGGAUUGUUGGAGAAACUGCAGGGGAUGAGAGAUGUAUUGGACAGUGAGCACACCAAAGGCGCACCAGCCUUCCGAGAUAAACUCCAACCACUUGUGACAGUACAGCUGGACCAGAAGGAACAUGCAGACAGACAGAGUAAGGAGGUCAGCGAACUUUUGGAGGCUUACAACAACAUUGUCACGUUGAUAUCCCAGCAGUUCGUCCAGUGGGAUGCAGUGAUGACUCGUUAUGAAGUAGCAAAGAAGGUCCGAGAUCCUAGCAAAUAUUAUUAAGAGCAACGGUACCCUUGGUCUCAUGUCUUUGGCUUCUGUUCUGUAGUAAAAACAGUUUAAUUUAUUAAUAUUUGGAGAUUAUUAGUUGUCGGCAUUUUUUCCAGUUGAAAAUUAUUAAAUUGUUUGUGUUGUAAGUGGACCAUGUUAACCUUGCCUUAUUCCCCCUCAGAAAAAACAUUCCUCUCAGCAAAACCCUGUCAUCUUCAGACACAAAAUUGUUCUCUUAAGAUAUUGCCUCCCUUUUUGCUAUGGAGCCCCAAAUGCUGAUCAUAGUCGUUAUUAUUGUCAUUAAAUUUGCUUGAUGUUAAUUUUCCCUGAAUGAGGAACAGUUGUUGGUAAUGAAAUGCCAUGAGGUUCUGUAACAAGUUACAAUUAUCUCUUGUUCCUUUUAACGGUUUAAAUGGUGUUUUUGUGAAGUGCAAUAAAGCAGUGUGAGAGUUAGAGUUACUCUUCCAACCUCCAGACAUUCAGCCGUGGAACUAACUUUGGAUAGCCGUUUACAUAUUCACUUUUGCAAAGGCAUUCUUAAAAUAGAGGAAAGCUUAAAAGUCUUAUUUUGUAGACAGAUAUUCUGUAACUCUCUUUUUCUUUGGCUCAAGUGUUCUCUGUCAUGGAGGGUUAAUAAUAUCUUUUAGAAACUCAAGGCUUCCUGAAGUGAAACAGACAAUAUUAAAAGGAAAACAAUGAACGGUGA
This is a messenger RNA of Acanthaster planci (crown-of-thorns starfish), 1525 nucleotides long. RefSeq names its product dynactin subunit 3 (gene dctn3). Gene Ontology annotation, biological process: cytoskeleton-dependent cytokinesis. The record is from RefSeq and is a predicted model, not a curated record. Lineage: Eukaryota; Metazoa; Echinodermata; Asteroidea; Valvatida; Acanthasteridae. Gene Ontology annotation, cellular component: dynactin complex.